Messenger RNA from Stegastes partitus (bicolor damselfish), 5350 nucleotides. RefSeq lists its product as uncharacterized. The transcript has 9 exons. NCBI's taxonomy places the organism in Eukaryota, Metazoa, Chordata, Actinopteri, Pomacentridae. The record is from RefSeq and is a predicted model, not a curated record. The coding region runs from base 393 to 3341 and encodes 982 amino acids.
ACGACAUCUCCGAGGAUUUGCGAUGGAGAGUAGUUGAUUUGCAUCGAGCUGGGAAAGGCUACAAGGUGAUCUCCAAGAGUUUAGACGUGCAUCACUCCACUGUGAGGAAGAUAGUGUAUAAAUGGAAGCGCUUCAGCACGGUGGCGACUCUGCCGAGGAGUGGGCGUCCUGCGAAGACGAAGAGCGCUCAGACAGCACGGAGGAGGCGGACACAGAUGUUGUGAUGCCACCCAGAACCAGCAGCCACUGUGCUCCGGCUCAUCCUUUUUCAAUGUUAUCACAACUCAAUGCAAACUAGUAGGAUGUGCCCCCAUUUUUAAGGCUCUAAGACGAAGAGCCAGGUUUGUUACAACGGCAUUGUGAGGUAGCUAAAAAGUCUCAAAAAGCUGCACAUGAUGCCUCGUUCUAAAGAGACUCCAGAACACAUGCGGAACAAAGUCAUUGACAUCCAUCAGUCUGGGAAAGGUUACAAAGCCAUUGCUAAGGCUCUGGGACUCCAGAGAACCACAGUGAGAGCCAUUAUCCACAAAUGGAGGAAGCACGGAACGGUGGUGAACCUUCACAGGAGUGGUCGGCCAAACAAAAUUUCUUCAAGAGCACGUCAACAUCUCGUCCAGGAGGACACUAAAGAACCCAGACCAACAUCAGAAGAACCAAAGGCCUCACUUGCCUCAGUUAAGGCCAGUCAAGUGUCUGCUGAGCCAACAGACAACAUAGAAGGAGAUCCAGACCAAGACAAGAUCCAGACUGAGUCUAACACCGUCCCAGAUGUUGGCCCGAAAGCAGGUUCUUCAUCAUCUGAUAAUGAAGAAGAUCCUGUGGUCGAUCAUGUGUCUGCUGGGCCAACAGAUGUCAGAGGGGGAGAUCCAGAUCAUGAAACGCUUGCUGCGAGUGAUUACAACACCGUUGACGACGACGAUGACGGUGACAAUACAGAUUCUUCCUCAUCAGAUAGUGAAGCCACAGAUGAAGAUCCUAUGGCUGAUUAUGUGUCUGCUGGGUUAACAGAAGAUGGAGGAGGAGAUCCAGACAUGUAUGGAGGAGUGAUGAGUCCCAUUUCAUCUGAUGACGAAACUACAGAAGAAGAUCCAAUGGAGCAGUUUUUUGACCCUAGCUUCAGUGAGGAAAAGAAGAUUUAUGCUGGUUCCUCAGUGACAACAGGAGCUCUCCUGCUUCUCCUCCUGGUCUUCAUCCUGAAACACGGUCUGUCGAAAGCGGCAAUCAAAGACCUGCUGGACCUCCUGAACUUCAUGGUGCCUGGAUGUGCUCCAAAGUCCUGGCAGUUUUUUAAGAAACAUUUGACUGGCACUAAUGACAAGACGGAGCUUCACUUUUACUGUCCGAGGUGUACAAGCUACCUCGGUGUUGAGCCUGGUGAUGAAUGUGGAGUCUGCCAGAAGAGCCUGAACAGAAAAAGCCUCCUAGAUAAGGCUUACUACUUCCUCGUAAUGCCACUUGAAAUUCAGCUCAGAAGCAUUCUUUCAAAUGUCCACACGAAGCUGGGGAAGCAUUUCACAAGGGAGACUUCCAUUUCUGAUGUUAACACGGGAACCGGAUACAAACAUGACAGGCAGGAUGCCAGUAUUACGCUUAGCUUCAACUGCGAAGGCUCUCCAGUGUUCAGCUCAUCCAAGUUUUCAGUUUGGCCCAUCCUGUGUACGAUCAACGAGCUUCCAUAUGCUGAAAGAUGUAAAAACGUUCUGCUGCACACGCUGUGGUUUGGCCGUGGCAAACCACAGGUUCAGAGUUUUUUCACGCCGUUUAUUUAUGAAGUGCAGAAACUCUCAGAGGCAGGGUUCUGUUGGAGAGACGAGACCGGCUUUGAACGUCACACCAGAGUAACAGCUCGAGUUUGUGUUUGCGAUGCAGUAACAAGGGCAAUGCUGCAGAACUUUAAACCAUUCAACAGAGUGUUUGGAUGUGGUUUCUGUUACCACAAAGGUGAGAUGGUUCAGAAGGGCAGCACUUACACAAGAGUUUACCCUAUCCAGAUGGACGGCUGUGACCUGAGACAUAUGGUUGAGACGGUGCAGAUCGCGGAGUUUGUCAUGGAAAACGAUGAUGAUGAAGAUCAGAUGGGUGUUAAAGGUCCAAGUCCACUGAUUCUGUUGCCGUCUUUUGACAUUAUCCAAGGGUUUAUUCCAGAUUACAUGCACUGUGUUUGUCUCGGUGUCACUCGUCAGUUCGUCAAUCUUUGGUUUGACCCUCUUUAUGCCAACAAGGGCUUCCAUUUGACACGUCGGCAUUUAGCUAACCUGGACAAAGCAAUUUGUGAGAUCCAGCCGCCAGAUGAAAUCAGACAAAGCCCUAGGUGCCUUAGUGAGAGGAUGUAUUGGAAAGCCUCUGAGUGGAGAGCAUUUGCUCUCCUCUAUUCUCCUGUUAUACUGAGGAAUGUCUUACCAAUGUUGUACUACAAACACUGGAUGCUUCUUGCUUGUGCGCUUCACACCCUCCUCUCCCAGUUUGCCACUCAGGAUGAGCUGAACUGUGCAGAGCUUUGUCUGGUCCAGUUUGUAGCAAAAAUCCCGUCUCUCUACGGACUUGAGCACUGUUCCUAUAACUGCCACUUGCUGACCCAUCUCACUGAGAGUGCUCGGGACUGGGGUCUUUUAUGGGCCAAUUCAGCGUUCGUCUAUGAAAACAUGAAGGACAGACUCUUGCAGAUGUACUCUGGCACAAAGUCAGCUUCAUCACAGAUUUUCAAAAAUGUCUUUUCAUAUGAGAAGGUUGUGAAAAAAGGUAGCGCUGUACUUGAGGAUGAGAGCACAGAAAUGAAAGAUUUCUUUGGCUCCAUGACCAAUUGUGAUAUUGUUGCUGAGCCUACGGAUUGCAUCAGAGAACAUUUAGUGACUCUGGGAUGUGGUUCUUGUAGAUCUUUAACUGCAAGAGAAGUUGCUGCAUUGCAAAAGAGCGACACACUCACAUGGUGCCAUCGUCAAAGUGUAACUGAAUAUAAGCGUUGCAUUUCCAAAAACAUGUUAGUCGCCUCUUUAGACGACAGCGUUGCAGUCAAAUGGAACAAUUCUGUGAUAGAAACAACCAGCUGCUUUGCUCUGGUUGAGUCUUUGGUUGUUGUGCAGAAACCCUGCAGCUGUGAACGAAGCACCAACUGCUCCUGCAGAGAACUUAUCAUUUUCUACAAGCAGCUGCAGCGAGUGAGCAGACAGCCGGCCAUCCAUGACUCACAGAUCAACGCAAACAUCGCAAAAUUCCUCGUUAAAGUGAGACGCUCGGGUGAAUUGUGUGCAAUGACAUGCGUGGACAUUACUGCCAAAUGUAUUAUGAUUGAACAUGAGGGUCAGUUAUAUGUCAUGAAAAUGCCCGUGUUUGAGACGAGGUAAAUGUCUCUGGCUUUAACAUUGGUUCGUUGUGAUGUCGGAGUAGGUCCACAUUCACACAGCAGGAUUGUGUGAUAUGACUGUAAAUUGUGUAAGAUAUAGCCUUCCUGUUACUGUAUUUUAGGCCAUUGUGGGCCUUUAUAGCACUUUUUAGGUAGAACUUUUGCAUUUAGUACUUUAACUUAGCAUUAUAUUAUUAACCCUCUGAACCCCAAAACCCACCAGUGGGUGUGAAAUGCAUUUUUGCCAAAGUUGAGCCAUUUGUCAGAGACAGAAACAGUGAAAGAUUUCCCAUGGUCCUUGAAGAAAUUAUGUAUGCUACGCUAGUCAAAUUUGAGCUUAAAGUUAUGAUAUUUUAUCAAAAACACUUUAUUCUGCAUGUCUCAUUUGCACAAGAUCCUGUUUAAAAAAAUUUAAAAUAAUUCUGCACUUUUCACAACAGCAUGAUAAACUGAGCUACGACCAACAGUCACAUGACAAAACCUGUGUGACUUUUAGGAUGAACUGCAGGAAGGGUUUACACAGAGCAGACAUUCCAUGACAAAAGAGACUGAAAGAAACUGCAGUCUGGCUUACAAAGGUACACAAGUUAUCAGCAUGUUGGAAGAUACAUUCAGCAUGGUGAAACGUUUUUCUACUGUUGGUGUGUAGAGCAGUGUGAAAGUACUAAAAAUCAUACUUCAAUAGCAUAUGAGGACUUUUUAAAAUUCCUGGGGGUACUUGGAAAAAGGUUGUAUAUAUCGAUUACAGGUUUUUGAAUUUUUGUAAAACAAAUAGUUUUUAAAAAUGUUUCCACUGAGGCGCAGGAUGUUGUAUUACAGUGAAAAAUAAGUCCACAGUGGGUAAAACUUUGACAAAAAGACACCCAGAAACUGGAGUUCAGAGGGUUAUCGUUGUAGAAUUUGUGAACAUUUUGGUGUCGUACACAGAAUGUAUACUUGUAAAUACAGUAUUUUGUAGUGAAUGUAAAGUAAGGUCAAAUGCUUCUAUUUUGCAUUCAAAUAUGUGAAAGAUGUCAGUGAAUGUGAAAAGAUCUUGUUUGGCUCCGUUUUGCUUUAAUGAAACCUGGUGAGCCGCGUUGUCCCUUCAUUAUGUGACCAAAGAGCUUCUGGUCAUGUCAGGUGUAAUGUUUGACUUCAUCAGGCUUUACAUGCUCCCAUUAAGGCUCAGUGGGGUUGAGGUCAGGAGGCUUUGGAGCCAAGUCCUGGACAGUCAACACUCCUUCAAAGCUUUGAGGUGUUGUUUGGGCUUGUUGUCCUACUGCAGCACAAAUCCUUCUCCAAUCUGGUCUUGUGUAGGAGGAUUUUGGGGCUGCUUUUGCUUGUUUUAUUUUGUUAAAUGUGCCUUUUGGUAUUCUAAUCAGAUGAUAUUCAAAUCUUCUUUCCUGUUGCUGUUGACAGAAAUCAAAAACCUUAAUGAGCAUUAUACCCUCCAAAUAUUCUUAUACCAACACUGGCACUAGAGGUAUGAUGCUGUGGUACUAACAUGGUGCCUGAAUCUGAUUUAAAGUUUUGAGAUAAGCAACACACUGAUCAGCCACAACAUGAAAACCACUGACUGCUCCAUCAUCUUGUACAAUUCUACAAUUUCAUGUGGCAGAAGCUUUUAUCCAAAGCGACGUACAUCUGAGAGCAGAUACAACACAAGCACGGAUCUAGUCAGGAGAAAACAACCUAGAUAAGUGCCAUAGAACAAUCUUAUCGAUGUGCCGACAGGUCAGAGUUACUUGCAGCACAAAUCAGACCAACACCACGUUUGGCAGCUGGUUUUACUUCUGUAGCUGAUCGGUAUUUGUCAUGUGUUAAACUGUUCCCUUUGCACUACUAUUUUUCCUUAUCCAUCAGUGUGAUUUAUUGAAUUUCUUUUGGAUGUUUCACCACGCCCGGCACCACAGAGCUUGUUCGCUUGUUGGGGUGCGUAAUGUGUAUAUUCAAAAAGACCUGACCCCGUGACAAUCUAAGUGGGAUUGAAGCAUAGUUAGUCAAUAAAAACAUCUUUGUGACACAAAGUAA